AUGUCGCAAGCGGAGGUCAACCCGGCCAAGAAGGACGAGAAUGCUCGUCUGGCAAAGCACCCUUCCCUCGUCAGGCCCCUUUAUGCUUUCGACCUACCUCCAGCUUUGCACAACACACUCAAGCUUCGAUCACGCAUAGAGGAAGCGGAAGCCUCUCAGUUACUCGCACCCAGCAAUGCUCCUUCACAGUCUUUAGUAUCGCAGGACCAAACGCAGUCGGACGACCAGAGCCAAGUGCGCAACCCUUCGCAUCUUCGUGUGCCUCCUUGCUCGCUCUGUCCAGGCUGUCCACCUUUCCCAUCUGUCACAGCGCAACGAGCACAUUUCCGAUCUGAUUGGCACAGAUACAAUGUUCAACUCAAUGUUCAGAACGGCUCCGUGCUCGUUUCGGAGCAAUCGUUUGAACGUCUUUCGGAAGAGGUUGAGUCAGCUAGCGAAGUCGAAUCAGACGAAGACGCACAGCAGUCUCGCUCUACCGCCGUCAAGACAGACCUCGUCACCAAGAUUCUGGCUCGAACAUCGCUUCAAGCUGGCAGCUCUGCGUCUACUGCUGCUUCGGAGGAUGCGGAAGCUGAUGCGCUAGAUGCUUUUCAGCUGCGUGCGCCUCUGUUGUGGUUCGUCUCCAAGGACAGCGCGCCCGACACGGACAAGCUGCCUCAGACUCAACUCGGAUUCCAUCGAAAUGUCUUCCCCGAUCCAGGAACAUCCUCAGCCCCAACCCUGUCGCCUUCAUCCUCCAUCAACGACUGGUAUGCAGCCUGUAUCGCCUCCAUGCAAGCCGGUCGCAUCACACGCAAAGGCUCAAAGCAAUCAGCAUGGAAGGGGAAGCGCAUAAAGUCAAAGGAAGUACAAGAGGCAGCAAAGUCCGUCAUGAUGACCGUUCUGGACGGUCAAGGCUUCAUUCCAGGACUUUCUACAGCAGUCAAGUCGGAAGGCGCUGGCAGCAGCGACGAGUACGAUGAAGCUACUUCAGGCUCUGAAGACGGUGAAUCUUCCGAUGAGACCAUGUCUGCAUCCACCAUCAGCCGCAAUCCCAACCCUGAUCCUCCACUCCGCAUGUGGACGGUACUUCUGCUCGGCGGAGGACAUUUUGCAACCUCAGUCAUUGCACUCAACCCGCAUGUGAUCACCUUGCAAGGUCGAAAACAAACUGGUGCUAGAGAAGACCGGUCCUUGAUUCUUUUGGCGCACAAAGCAUUCCACCGAUAUACCACUCGACGAAAGCAGGGAGGUGGACAAGCGGCUCAAGACGCUACCGGACGUUUCGCAAAGUCUGCUGGUGCUCAAUUGCGACGAUACAAUGAAGCUGCACUUGGUGAUGAUGUGCGUGGCCUGCUCGACACGCCUGGUUGGCGAGAACUCAUCUCGCGCAGUGAAAAAAUCUGGAUUCGAGCUGGAGCUCGAGCAGCGCGUGGAUUGCUUUGGUCCUGGGAAGGCGCCAAAGCUAAUCGGGGCAGCCCACUCGAAGUGGCACGCAACGAUGGACGGCUCGCAUCUCUGCCAUUCCCUACACGACGUCCAACGAUCGGCGAGACAGUGCGAUGCUUCCUUGAACUCACCAAGGUCAAGGUCGAGCACAAAUCGCAAGAGCAAUUGGCAGCUGAGCAAGAAGAAGCGCUCCAGCAGAUCAAUCACAAGUCUCGCAAGGAAGCUGAAGCCAAGCGUCGAGAGGAGAAAGCGAGAGAACGAGCUGCAGCUCUGGACAAGAGCCGAGCAGAGAAGGCUGCCAAGCCGGCUCGGCUGACGGAAGAGGAGCAGGCGGAACGCAACAAGUGGUCGCGACUCGUCGAGAUGGUACGCAAGAACCGAACAGAAGCACUCAUGACAUUCUUGAGCAAGAACGAGGAGGAUAUACUGGAUGGGAAAAUGGAUACAAGACUGCCAGACUGGCUGCUGGAACAGGAGAUGAAUGAAGCAGGUCCUUCAGCUCCAGCUUCGAGGUUGAUGCCAACAACGAUCCUACAGCUGGCAGCAGAAGCUGGAAGUGAAGAUGUAACUCACUACCUGCUCAAAGAGAAGGAUGCAAAUCCUACACUCCCCACGGAGCGUCUAGGCGAGCUUCGAAAGCGUUUCUCUGCCGCUGAUAAGAGGCAAGACGAGGCCUCUGCAGAAAUGCCUCACCGGACAGCCUACGAUUUUUGCAACACCAAAGAAGUGCGCAACGUCUUCCGACGGAUGAUGGCCGAGCACCCUGACCGAUACGACUGGGGAGGAAUGACAUCCGGAGGAGCCCGCGUGCCAAGCGCCUUGACAGACGAGAUGCAAGACCACCAGAAUGCUAAGCAGAAAGAUCGACGUGCAGCGAUGCGUGAGAAAGCUCGAGAACGUGCCAACAAGGCUGCUGAAAAAGCGACUUUCACGCCUGUUCAAUCGGAGGACCAAGUGGGCAAGGCGGAGACGAUUGAGUCGAAGAGCUCGCACCAAACGACAAACCGUCUUGGUGGCACCAAUGUUGCUCCUAGAACAUUGCUGCAGCAGAGGGAUGAACAGCAAGGUCUGACACCCGAAAUGCGCCUUCGAAUCGAGCGAGAGAAGCGUGCAAGAGCGGCAGAAGAGCGCAUCAAGUCUCUGAUGAACAACUGA
Ustilago hordei is the source of this 2583-nucleotide messenger RNA. RefSeq lists its product as uncharacterized. The transcript has a single exon. The record is from RefSeq and is a predicted model, not a curated record. NCBI's taxonomy places the organism in Eukaryota, Fungi, Basidiomycota, Ustilaginomycetes, Ustilaginales, Ustilaginaceae. Bases 1 to 2583 code for a protein of 860 amino acids.